Messenger RNA from Cucurbita maxima (winter squash), 324 nucleotides. RefSeq names its product VQ motif-containing protein 10. NCBI's taxonomy places the organism in Eukaryota, Viridiplantae, Streptophyta, Magnoliopsida, Cucurbitales, Cucurbitaceae. The transcript has a single exon. The coding region runs from base 1 to 324 and encodes 107 amino acids. The record is from RefSeq and is a predicted model, not a curated record.
AUGGCGAACUCCAAGGCGGCGGGUCCAGUGAAGGUGGUGUUUAUUGAGUACCACCAUAUUCAGACCGACGUCUCAAAUUUCAAGUCCGUCGUUCAGACCCUCACCGGCAUGAAUUCCACCGCCGGUGGAAACACCAGGAAGAAGCCGCGAGUGGAUGAGAACAUUAUUGAUGUAAGAUCAGCCCGGUUUGAAGAAAGUACUGUAAGUUGUGAGACCGAUACGACGUCGUCUGUGCAGAGCACGUCGUUUGAGGACUUGGAUCCCUUGCUGCUCAAGCUCGAGCUUCCUUCCAUGGAGGAUCUCAACUGGAUUUGGGCUGAUUAA